AUGACCGUUUCCACUUUGAUUUUUGUUUUCAUUCUAAUUUCUGUGACUCAUGCUUCACUUCAAAAAUCAUCGAAUUGCGGACAAAUGGCGGCUUGUGCUGUUGAAAAAUGUUUGAAUCGAGAUUUAGUUGAAAGAAUUAUCCGAGAAUCACCGAAGGAAAAGGUUUUCGCAAAUCUGGUUGAAAAGUGAGUGUUUUUCUAUUAUUGAUGUUCAAUGAUUUUUGCAGAUUUGAUAUGGUUUGUAUUGCUUCAAAAUGUGGAAAUGAGUGUUCAAAAUGUCGACAAUGUCAUUACGCAUUGGAACAAAUGAGUGCUUUGGCUCAAGGAGAAAAAACAUGUGAGAUUUAAGAGAAACAAAAAAGUUUUAAACUUUGAUUUUCAGCCGGAAUUUGCCCCAAAUUGGAGACGUGUGUUUUCGAUUGUCUUAUGGAAAACGUUGACAAAGUUAUGUCAUGUGUAGCGAAAAAGUGUAAUGUUCAUUGUUAUGAUGGAGAUUGUCCAUCUUGUCGUGUAAUUUCAAGACGAAUUUUCGGUAUUAUUUGUAAGAAACAUAAUUUGAUUGAUACAUUUGAAUAUGCUGGAACUUGUCCAAGUCUAUUCAUGGAAUUAGCUGAUGAUUAUGUUAAAAAUAAUUAGGUUAUAGAUACUAACAUUUUGUUUUUCAUUUUCAUUGUUUGUAAAUAAAGUUUUUUUCGGAUUAGGAACUAUCGGUGGUCGAAGAAAAAGAAAAAAAAUAAAUAUAGGACUACUGUAGCACACAAGUUGUCGUCAAAGUGUUUGCACAUUGCGGAGCUUGAAAAAUAUAUUUUUUUGGUUUUCCAAGCUUUUUUCUUGAAAGCGGUCAAACCCAUCGAAUUUCCCAUAUUUCUGGUGUAUUCUUGUUUUAAAUUUAGGCGAAUAGGUUGGUUUAUUUGUUUUCAGAGAUCUGAAAUCGUAAAUUCAUUGAAAAAACUCUUUUUAAUUUAUUUAACGAAAAUUAAAAAAACUUCACGCUGAGAACAAAAAUCCACGUUUUUUCAUUUCUACAAAAUUGUUUUUCAUUCAUUUCUGAUAAAAGGCAACGAUUAUUUUUCUUCUAGCGUUUCCAAGUAAGUUAUUUUCCAAAUCUUUUAGAUUUUGUACAAAAAUCUACUCUAGAAAAUUAAAAUACCACAGCUUUCUAAACAUUUUCCCUAUUGCAAAAAUUUCCCCAAUUCAAAACAAUGCGCGUCAAAUACAUCAAAUGCACAGCUGCUAGUGUUUACACAAUUCUCAGCUUAUGUGUUACGUGUACGACAAAAUCGAUCGAUUGGUUUUUUAUUCGCCAUAAUAAACCGGUUCUCUUUGACAGCUGAACAUUUCUUCCUGAUAUUUGUUCUUUUAUGUUAUUUGGGUGUUUUUUCCAGAAUGUCUGACGAAAAUGGACCUUCAAAGACUGAUCUUCAAACCGCAAUGCGUAAAUUACGCGCAUUGAAUGCCAACAAAUUGUGUUUUGAUUGUGGAGCAAGAAAUCCAACUUGGUGCACAGUUACUUAUGGUAAUUUUCUUCUUUUUUUCUGUAUUUUCCAAUAAUUCCUCCCAUUUCAGGUGUCUUUUUAUGUAUAGACUGUUCUGCUGUCCAUAGAAAUCUCGGAGUACAUUUAACAUUUGUUCGUUCAACAAAUUUGGACACCAAUUGGACAUGGUUGCAAUUGAGAUCAAUGCAAUUGGGUGGAAACUCGAAUGCCACGCAAUUCUUCAAACAACACGGGUGCAACACCACAGAAGCACAACAGAAAUAUAAAAGUCGGGCUGCGCAAAUGUAUAGGGAUAAGUUGUUGCAAUUGUGUCAAGAAGCGCAACGGAAGUAUGGACAACAAUUGAUUAUUGAUACUUUGACGCAUGCGGAUGAUUCUGCCAAAAAUGUAAGUUUACAAGGACGCGCAGGUGUUGAACUUUUGAUGAAAUAUACCAAAUCGACCAUGCUGAUCAGGAUUCCGAAGUCAAAAAUUUCCCUGUGAGCACUUUUCUGCAGCUCCAAAAAUACUUAGUUCGCCCAUUUUAUCCUGAUUCCCGUGUGGAAAAUCAAUUCUUAUAAGUUGGAUAAGGUUGUUCACCACAUUCAAAAACUUAUCAGCUUUUUAGUUUUUCAAAAAAUAUCAAAUGAAAACUGUAAUUUUAAAAAGUUUUUUGUGCAUUUUGAAAAAUUACAGUUUUCACUUGCUAUUUGAUAAACUAAGAAGCUGAUAGGUUUUCGAAUGUGGUGAACAACCUUAUUCAAAUUAUUAAAAUUGAUUUUCCACCCAGGAACAAAGUGAAAAUAGACGAACUAAGUUUGGAGCUCUAGAAAAGUGCUCACAGGGCAAUUUUUGACUUCGGAAUCAUGAUCAGCAUGGUUGAUUUGGUACACUUUCAUCAAAAAUUCAACUUUUUCAUCUAAAAAAUAUUCAAAUUCAGGAAGAAGAAGACUUUUUCUCACAAGAUUUCACUCAUUCUUCGGCUUCAGCGACUUCAUUGAGUAGCGAUGCUUAUAUCACAGAUCACAAAAAACCCGAAGACACCCAAGGUCCAAAUGUCGAUCAUCUCGAUUCGGCGCCAGUUCCAACAUCAGCCCCAGUCUCGGUUAUUCUCAAAAAACCCAUCAAAAAAGCGACACUGGGCGCCAAGAAAAAUGGAUUGGGAGCGCAAAAAGUUCGCGUCAAUUUCGAUGAGAUUGAACAACGAGCAGCGGAGAAGGAGAAACAACAAGAAGCUGAAGUUGCUGCAAGUAAAUUGGCAUAUCAAGAAGAGGUUGUGGCGAAAAAAGAUAGCGAACAAGCGGUUGAGAAAAUGAGCGCGAGAUUUGCGAUGCAAGAUAUUGAUGCGCAACGGAAAAGUAUUGAGGUAAGAUAUUUCAAAUUGAAUUCUCUGAAUAUCCGAAAAUUGUCAGGCUAAAGUUGCGAAAGAUCCAACAAAAGCAGCUACCGUUGACCGUCUUGGAAUCGGCGGUGUUGGCCGCACAAAAGCUGUUCAUUCAAUCGCCGGCGGUGUUCGAACUAUCAAACAGGCCGAUUCUUUCACCCCAAUCCGAAAAAUUCAACAAAAAGAGGAGGAUGAUUGGGAAGUUGUUGAUGAUACUAAAUUUGGAGCAAGUUCGAAUCAUAAAGAUGAUGAUUUAUUCACAAAUGAUUACUCGAAGAAAACCAAUAGCGAUGAAUUUUUCGAUUCUUUCGAAACUCAGCCACAGUAAGUUCUUUAUUAUAGUUUUUUGAACAUGAAUAGUAAGAAGUUUUGGUAUUUUCAGAAAAUCAAGAUAUUCUGGAAACACAUCUUCUUCUGGAAAUACAACAACAACUACUAGAUUGGCUGCUCCUUCUUCAGGUUCUAGUUCGAAUGUUGAAAGCGCGAAGAAAUUCGGAAAUGCGAAAGCAAUCUCAAGUGAUAUGUAUUUUGGAACAAACGAAGUUGAUGUAAUUUUUUUUUGUUAACUCAAAAUGCAAUUCACAAAAAUUUAAGUUGAACAUAAAUUUCAAAAGAUAUAUUGUCCUUCCGAAAAAAAAAGAACCUUGGAAGAGAACCGAAAUGGCCUAGGAAACCAAAACUACAGUAGACUUCGCGAAAUUUUGGAGUCUAUUUGAAAAAUAAAAUGCGAAAUUUACACGCUGGCUAUUUGCCAACCAGUUUGAUAUGCAUGUGUCACGUCAUUUUUAGUCUACUGUACGUGAGCGCCAUUUCAAACGGGGGUUCUUUUAUUUUUGGAAUGACAAUAUGUGGCCGAACUAUUUUGGUGGCCGAGAAAUCGUCGGGAAUUCGGCCAACGCAACAAACGCGAGAAUUUUCGCAACAUUAGAGCGAGUUUGUUGGUUUGGCCGAAUUCCCGAUAUUUCUCGGCCACCGGAAUAUUUCGGCCACAUAUUUUUUUCUGAAAUUUAAAUUUCAAUGUUUUGUGAAGUGCAUUUUGAGUGUCAUUCUUUUGAACAUUUUUAAAAGUGCUCAUAGUCUCGGCGAUUCAAAAAUUCAUAUUCAAAAUUUUCCAGUUCGAAACCAAAAGUGCUCUCUCCCGAUUCGAAGGUCAAACCUCACUCGGAUCCGAAGAUUUGUGGGGAAACGGUAGUCAACAACGUCAAUCGAGCCAAGUUCCAGACAUGGGUGAAUUGAAGGACUCGUUCCGCGCUGGAGCAUCGAAAGUCGCUGAAAAAUGGUCGACACUGUCGAAUUCAUUCUCUUCCUACAUGUCGGUGAGUUUUUUUCUUCUUGUUUUGUUUUGAAAAAUCUUUGGAAUUCAAAAAAUAUAUAAUUCAAUUCAAAAUUGAAAAGUUCAGCGUGGAGCUCCAGCACCAAAUAAGACAUAGGUAAAUUUAUAUUUGUGGUGAUUUUUCGUUUGAGUGUGUUUUGUGUUACUUUUUUUCGGUAUCCGGGGUUUUUCAGUUCAGUGUUGUUCACAUGCAUAUUCAUAUUGAAAUUCGGAAUGAAAUGCAAUAAAACAAUAUUUUUGGCAUGUAUUAAAACAUCGAAAAACAUAGAGACAACGUGAAAUUGAGAGAGCGCAGCGUUUUUCGUACAAAAAAUUCAAAAAACCUUUUUUUCUGUCUGCGCUCUCCGAAUUUUACGUUCUCUCUAAUCGCAGUAUAUUUUGUUUUUUCGACGUUUUUUUGCAUACCAAAAUAUUAUUUUUAUUAUAUUUCAUUACAAAAUCAAUCGAUAUAAGAAAUAUUUCUUUUUCAAAAUUUCGAAAUAUUCAAAAUUUUACUUACAAAUGUGGUUAUAUCUUUAAGUUUCGAGUGGGCUUCUUCAUUCACACGCUUUGUUUUUUCCCGCCCAAAAAUUUCUCAUUUUUCAGGAUCGAUAUUGA
Messenger RNA from Caenorhabditis angaria, 4788 nucleotides. Lineage: Eukaryota; Metazoa; Nematoda; Chromadorea; Rhabditida; Rhabditidae. The record is from the annotation of a GenBank genome assembly.